Molecule: messenger RNA, 2210 nt
Organism: Stegodyphus dumicola
Lineage: Eukaryota; Metazoa; Arthropoda; Arachnida; Araneae; Eresidae
Biological process (GO): regulation of tube length, open tracheal system; establishment of glial blood-brain barrier; septate junction assembly
Cellular component (GO): plasma membrane
Source: RefSeq, a predicted model, not a curated record
GACAUACUGACGUCACUGUUGGGUGCUUAGCGUUCCGCCAUCUUGCAGUCGCGUUUAAUUUAGAUUCGCGUGAUUCGCUGAGAAGGGUGUUGUCUGAAGCGGUGUACAACGUGGAAUUUUCCGUUUGUUUGUUGACAGUUGUGCGUAACCCUUACCAACUCAUGGUUUCUGCAUCGACGACUUCGAAUGACCGCCAGCGGCAGAAAUGGUACCGCCGACGCCCAAUUUUGCUAAAAGCAUAUUUUACGGAUCUACAGAAUGGGAGUUAUGCAGCUGCUGUUUAUUCCAUCGUGGAAAGUGUGUUUAUGAUCAUUCUGGCCAUUUUUGAUACAUAUUGCCUAAUUGAAGCCCAACCUGGGUCGAUUCACUAUAGAUAUUUUGGUAUAAGCUUCCUUUUUGUCUACAGUGGAAAUCAGCAUGUGAGGAAUCUCUUGAUAUUUUGUUCUGUCAUUUCAUUCAUUCUUUCCGUGUGUUUGAUGGCUAGUUCUGUUAUUCUAAUGGGUGCACUGAAAAAGGAAUUUGAAGAGAAGUUCCGUCCUUGGCUCCUUUCAAUGCUUGUUUUUACAGUAUGGAGGUUGAUUGCAAUUUUUUAUCGUUCCAUCGUCAAUGAUCUUUAUUUUGGUUACCAUCAAGCAAUGUUAGUCAUUUGGAUUCUUCUGAUUGCCAUAAAUGUUUUCAUGUGGCUUAUUGUCAUGUCAAAUUAUCAAGAGCUAGCAGAUAUUACAAGAUUAGAAGAUAUGGCUAAGUUAAAGAUGGGUACAAUGAGCAGCUUGAAUCAGUCCCAUUCCUUGUCAAGACAUUCUGUAGACUCUGUGAAACAGCAAUCAUUUUCAAGACAUUCUGAAGACUCUGUAAAGCAGCAGUCAUUUUCAAGGCAUUCUGAAGACUCUACAAAGCCACAAUCCAACACCAGAUCUGCUACACCAAAAAGUUCUACCUCUACCUAUUCUGCGUAAUAUAUAUAUGUAUGUAUUUUCAUAUGACAGACAUAUCUUUCAUUAUUUCUGCACGUUUUAUGAGAAGUUGAUUGUUAGGUGGGUGGUAUCUUUAUUUAAUUUUAAAUUUUUAAUUCAGUUUAUGAUCGUGUUUUGACUGCUUUAUAGCAGUUGAUGGUUAUGAGCAUUUAGUUACAGACUAGACAUAUAGGUGUUGUAUUAUUUUUAGAUUAAUAUAAUGUUUUAUUUCCUGUAUCCUUCUGAGUUGUUAUGACUUCACAAUGUUUUGAGUUGUGCCUUUACAAUGCAAGUGCCUUCAGAAAUUUGUUUAAUAUUUAUUUACAAAAUACAUUUUAAGCCUCACUUUUGUAUGGUUGAGAUGUACUAUUUUAACAUUUCAUUUGUUGUUGAAAGUGUUUAUUGUAAGGAGUAUUUCUCAACUGUUUAUAACAUUUGCAUUUAUAUACAUAAAGGGAUAUCAAACAUAGCAUCCGUCCAUUUACAUCUGUUCAUAGUCAAAGAGUUUAAAGCAUUCUGUUGCUUUGUUGAUAUUAGUCUGUUUAAAGGUGUUGCAUUAUGUUUUAAAAUAUAUGCUGAGCUGCAUUUUAUUACUGAAGUUGAUUUUAUUUACAUAGUGUAGUAACUUGUAGAUUUAUAUACAUUUUAGUUGUUACUUUUCAUUCCUGUUUAGUUUCUCAUUUUAACUUGUUUAAAUAUUUUCAUAGUAUUUCAUCUUUUGUUUUCAUUUUUUGUUGAACUUUAUUUUAGAGUAUAUAUGUGUGUUGUACAGUUGACUUUGGUAUCACUUUGUGAAGGAAGUGCUUUUUUUUUUUUUUUUUUUUUUUUUUUUUUUUAAAUUUUCAUAUUGCAUAGCUUCUAAUGAGGAUUUUUAUGCAACAACUUUCUUUCUCCAUGCAUAGUUUUGAUUUACUGCAUGAAUGCAUUUCAUUUAUGUGAUAAAUGGUCUUUAUUUUAGGAUAUUUUUAUGCCAUAUUGAAUUCCUUUUUAAGCUUCAUUCCUUAAUAAAAUUUUAUAAAUUUUAAUCACCUGUACUUUAUUGAUUUUUUGUUUUGAAAGAGAAUUAACAUAAGAAUAAAAAUUCUGUGUGCAAUAUGUGUACAUAGAUUUAAAAAAAAAAAGGUAAGGGUUUUAUUUGUGUUAAGUUGCUUACUGUAUACUAAGCACAAAAUGUAUACAUUUCUGUUAUUGAUUCUUUGUGUAUACAUUAUUUGGACGAUUUUUCAUUUCUUAAUAAACUAUGCAGAAAUAUAAACA